GUUCUGGCAUCGGUGCAAACGAGUCAGCUUAUUCCCCUCUUCACUCUUUUCUCUUCUCUAAUAUUCUCUCCCUUGUUGAAGGAAGCUAUGUUUACCUAAUCCGCUCCAGAUUUUUAACUCCAUGUGGAGGAGAAGCUUUCGAUGGGCUGCGCUGCCCCACCUCUCCUCUUCCGCCCAUCCUCAAUCCCACCAAACCCCCCGCCUUCAAAAUCUUAACCCAACUACAAGCAUCUCAAUUCACUUCUACAAUCCCAUCAUUCCUCCCAUUAAAAACCCCAUCUUUGCCAUUAUCCCCAAAUCCUUCUCUUCAAAUCCGACACCAGAUAACGCAUUCAAUCAAGACGACGCCGAAACUGUGAAGGAAGGCCAUCUUUUCUGGCACGUAGACACAGUGAUGGACUGUCUCCGUCAUUUAGGAUCCAACAGCGCCGAAGCCAAGCGCCGGCUGGAGCAAUGCGGCGUUUUGGUCUCGCCAGAGCUCGUGGCUGAGGUCCUCUCCAGGCUCCGCAAUGACUGGUCUGCUGCUUUCACCUUUUUCCUCUGGGCGGGGAAGCAGCCGGGCUAUACCCACUCCGUCAGAGAGUACCAUUCCAUGAUCUCCAUCCUUGGAAAGAUGCGGAGGUUUGACACGGCUUGGUCUCUUGUCAAUGAGAUGAGGGGUGCGACGCAUGGGGGACCAUCUCUUGUCUCCUCCCAGACCCUCCUGAUCCUAAUAAGAAAGUAUUCUUCCAUUCAUGAUGUUGGAAGAGCCAUAAGCGUUUUCUAUUCCUUCAAAAAGUUUGGACUUGAGGUCAACAUUGAUGAUUUUCAAGGCCUGCUCAGUGCUCUCUGCCGGUAUAAAAAUGUGGAGGAUGCUGAGCACCUGCUUAUGUGCAACGAAGGUACAUUCCCUUUUGAGACCAAAAGCUUUAACAUUGUGCUCAAUGGAUGGUGCAACAUUCUUGUAUACGUCCGAGACGCAAAGAGGUUUUGGAGAGAAUAUGAGAAGAGAAGGGUUGAAAAGGAUGUGGUGUCCUAUGGGUGCUUGAUAUCAUGCUACUCGAAAGCUAGUAAUCUCAAUGAUGUCACUAAGCUUUUCAGUCAGAUGAAAGAGCUUGGUAUUGCACCUGAUGGGAAGGUUUAUAAUGCGGUUGUCUAUGCUCUUGCUAAAGCACGGAGCAUUGACAAGGCCAAAGAUCUUGUUAAGUUAAUGGGGGAAAAGGGAAUUGUUCCAAAUGCUGUGACUUUUAAUUCUUUGAUCAGGCCUUUAUGUAAGUUUCGCCGAAUCCAAGAAGCACGGAUGGUGUUUGAUGAAAUGUUGCAAAAACAUGUAACUCCUUCAAUACGCACCUUUCAUGCUUUCUUUGAUGUUAUUAAGACUGAGGAAGAGAUGUUUGAGUUGCUUCAUCAAAUGAGACAGACAAGUUGUAAACCAACAUUGGAUACAUAUAUUAUGCUAAUUAGGAAAUUAUGCAGGUGGAGGCUGCAUGAUAGUGUUUUUAGGUUAUGGAAUCAGAUUAGUGAGUCUGGUCUGAGUCCUGAUCGCAGCGCUUAUAUAGUUUUGAUCCAUGGCCUCUUUCUAAAUGGGAAGCUAGAAGAGGCUUCCAAGUAUUAUGAAGAGAUGAAAGAAAAGGGCUUUGAGCCUGAACCCAAGACUGAGGAGAUGAUCGAAGCGUGGCUUGCCGGUAAAGUGGCUGCAGGAAAAUUAGAAUGUUUGGCUUCAGAAAGUGGUAGGUACUCAAAGGAACCUUUGGGGAUGAAGAGCAGAAAUGUACAGAAUAUGUCAAGCUUUUCCAAAAAUUUUCUGAAAAAACCUGAAACAAGGAGCAUCACUAGAGAGCGUGGAUACUCGUUUGGUAGCUAAAAUGGUAUGCAUUGAUGCUUCUCCUAUCAUGCCUUAAAUGCAAUGUGAUUUUAUAUUUCUCCUUCAAUGCAAUGUGAAUAAUAGUCCAUUCCAGUACAGGGAAAUCAAACAAUGAGCUAUCAUCUACCUAAAAAAAAUAUAGCUUUGAGUUUCAUUUAUUUCUUAUAUAUUUUUAAACGAAGACAAUGUUAAAGUUAAACAAAAAGAGAGUUCUGAUUGUUAUUAUUAUUAUUA
This is a messenger RNA of Dendrobium catenatum, 2077 nucleotides long. Its product is annotated as pentatricopeptide repeat-containing protein At5g15010, mitochondrial-like. The coding region runs from base 122 to 1843 and encodes 573 amino acids. Gene Ontology annotation, molecular function: protein binding. The record is from RefSeq and is a predicted model, not a curated record. NCBI's taxonomy places the organism in Eukaryota, Viridiplantae, Streptophyta, Magnoliopsida, Asparagales, Orchidaceae. The transcript has a single exon.